Messenger RNA from Penicillium mononematosum, 828 nucleotides. RefSeq lists its product as uncharacterized. The record is from RefSeq and is a predicted model, not a curated record. Bases 1 to 828 code for a protein of 275 amino acids. Lineage: Eukaryota; Fungi; Ascomycota; Eurotiomycetes; Eurotiales; Aspergillaceae. The transcript is spliced from 3 exons.
AUGCAUGUCCUCAUCACUGGCGCAGCCGGUUUCAUCGGCCAAUUGCUUGCGAAAGAGCUGUUGAAUGACCCAGCCUAUCGCGUCACACUGACCGAUAUACAUCAACCCCCGAUUCCCGCGGGUGUUCGCUAUCCCCAAUCUGCAACCGCAAUCAAGGCCGAUCUCUUGACAGGAGCCAGGGACGUUGUCGAUCCUUCGUUAGACGCCGUCUAUGCCUUCCAUGGCAUCAUGUCAUCCGGCUCCGAAGCCAACUUCGAUCUGGGUAUGAGCGUCAACAUCGAUGCAACCCGAAACCUGCUGGAGGCCCUCAGACACACCUGCCUGGACGUGAUCCCGACUCCGGAGUCCUCCUACGGCGCCGAAAAGAUCGUGUGCGAAACGCUGAUGAACGAAUAUACUCGGCGCAAUUUUAUUACCGGCUUCACCCUGCGAUUCCCUACCAUCUCCGUCCGACCGGGUGCGCCUACUGCAGCAGCUUCAUCCUUCCUCUCCGGCAUGAUCCGGGAGCCCCUCGAUGGCAAGAAAUGUGUGAUUCCCAUUGAAGACCGACAGUUCAAGUCGUGGCUAUGCUCACCCAAAACCCUCGUGGAAAAUCUUCUUCUCGCUCUCCGUCUUCCUGCCGACUCUGGCAUGAUGGAUGCAUUGGAAGCAGUGGGCGGCGCCGAUAAACUAGCUCUUCUUACAGAGAAAGAGGACCCUGCGCUGGUUCCAAUUCUAAAGUCAUGGCCGACGCAGUUUGAUAAUACUCAAGCCAUCUCUUUGGGCUUCAAACGCGACGAGUCUUUUGAGCAGACCGUGCGGGAUUAUAAACAGUCAUUGUCACAAUAA